Messenger RNA from Monomorium pharaonis (pharaoh ant), 2410 nucleotides. RefSeq names its product pyruvate dehydrogenase (acetyl-transferring) kinase, mitochondrial (gene Pdk). Gene Ontology annotation, biological process: regulation of glucose metabolic process; protein phosphorylation. Gene Ontology annotation, cellular component: mitochondrion. Lineage: Eukaryota; Metazoa; Arthropoda; Insecta; Hymenoptera; Formicidae. The coding region runs from base 777 to 2030 and encodes 417 amino acids. Gene Ontology annotation, molecular function: pyruvate dehydrogenase (acetyl-transferring) kinase activity. The transcript is spliced from 8 exons. The record is from RefSeq and is a predicted model, not a curated record.
GAAUGAUCGAGAGGAGCAGAACGCCCUCGCGACGCCCUCGUUCGCGACAAUUCCCUUUUUCCUUUUAACAUAAAGAAAAAAAUCGUUAUUCACACUUCGGAUAUAUUCUAUAUGUACUAUGAGUACUAUUUACGUGUUUUCUCUGUAGAAAAACAUUUGUGUGACUUUCCCUCCGUGAAACUCGCGUGAAGUUAGAAGGACGACGAUGCGCUUUCGAGCGCAUUCGAAAAUUUAAAAAUUCGAAAUUUUCAAACCCCCGAAGGUUCGAAAUACUUUGAGACCGCGCGUGGAUGAAUCAUCAGCACGUCAAUGAGCAUUAUGAUUAUAACCGACGGUCGCACGUCAGAAUUAAAUCCACUCCGUUACGUUGAUUCCCCCCCCCUGUCGCGCCGACUCGCGGCGACGAUGCGCGCAUGCGCGGCUUGGCGCGGUUCGCGCAUAUACCGCACCGCGUUCCCCUGCGUUCCCAGUACUCGUCGACGUGAGUUUCUCGCGGCUGUGUACGCUGAUCGCGGGGACCGUCUGUCUCUCACAUAUCUCUGUUGCGUCGUGUCGACCGCCGCCACUCGUCGAUUGCCGUCGGAGGAAAAAAAAAACACACACGAGCGGUGUUCCUCCCGCCAGCCUUGAAGAUCCCUCACGGCCACGGCGACGUGAGAGCGUCCAGUUUCGGAGUCUCCUCCCCCACCGCGUCUCUUCCCGCAGCACGCGGACCAGACGAACAAUCGCGCCGGGUGUUGUUUUAAUGUGUAACGCUGACGAAACGGCAUCGCGGGAUGAGGCUCACACGGAACUGCUUGAGCAACAUCAGCAAGAUGUUGGACUUUUACUCGCAAUUCAACCCCUCGCCACUCUCAAUAAAACAGUUCAUCGAUUUCGGUUUAAGUGCCUGUGAGAGAAAAUCCUUCAUAUUCCUGAGGAAAGAACUGCCAGUACGGCUCGCCAAUAUAAUGAAAGAAAUCCAUUUACUGCCGGAAAACUUGCUAAAAAUGCCUAGUGUGGGUAUUGUGAAUAAUUUAUACAUCACAUCCUUUGAAGAAAUAUUACACUUUGAAAAAGUUGAAGUCAACGAGGCCACUUUAGACAACUUCUGCCAAGCUCUAAUAAAGAUACGAAAUAGACAUACCGAUGUUGUUCAGACAAUGGCGCAGGGAGUUUUGGAACUGAAGGAGUCUCAUGAUGUGGACAUUCAGACUGAGAAUAGCAUUCAGUAUUUCCUGGACAGAUUUUUCAUGUCCCGCAUUUCUAUUCGUAUGCUGAUCAAUCAACAUACGCUCCUUUUUGGUGGGCAAUUGAAUGGGCAUAGUAGACACGUAGGAUGUAUAGAUCCGUCUUGUGACGUAAUCGGCGUCAUUAAGGACGCUUAUGAGAAUGCACGGUUUUUAUGCGAUCAAUAUUAUCUGGCUAGUCCGGAAUUAAAAAUCAAACAGCAUAAUGAAUUUGAACGUAGUAGUGAGAUUAGGAUUAUUUAUGUGCCGAGCCAUUUGUAUCAUAUGCUAUUCGAGCUUUUUAAAAACAGCAUGAGAGCCGUAAUGGAACACCAUGGAACUGAUGCGGACAAUUAUCCGCCGCUCGAAAUUUUACUAGUGUGCGGUAAAGAAGACAUUUGCGUGAAGAUAUCCGAUAGAGGUGGCGGCAUUCCUCGUUCACAAACGGACCAUUUAUUUAAAUAUAUGUACAGUACCGCUCCACAGCCGAGUAAAUCAGAUGCUCAUACAGUACCGCUUGCAGGAUACGGCUACGGUCUGCCAUUAUCUCGAUUGUACGCCAGGUAUCUGCAUGGUGACAUUGUACUUCUCAGCUGUGAAGGUUACGGAACAGACGCUAUUAUUUAUUUGAAGGCAUUAUCCACUGAAGCAAACGAACUAUUGCCAAUAUUUAAUAAAACCUCGUCGAAGUUUUACCGUACGCCAGUACCAAUUGCGGAUUGGAGCAGCCAAUGUGGUGGCGGAAUGGCGACGAGGCAACUGAGUAUGAGUCAUGCUCAAGGUCACAGACUGCCUCAUGGAAUGGAAAUCACUCAUUUAUAGCAGAACGCAAUUAACGCGGAUCAGAAAAUAAUUGGAAACUAUCAACAAAUUUUCUGUCUGCGUAUAACACAGAAUACUUUAAUAGGAAAGCUAGAUCUGUAUUCGAAAUCAAGGCAGAUAUCGAAGAAACAUCCUCUACAUUACCUAUAAGAAACUAGUUAUUAAACGGAUAAAAUACUACGAAUAUUGGCCAAAACAAUAUUGAUAAUUUCUUCUUUGUGCUCUAAUUGCGUUACAUAUCAAAUCAAUUAUACAGAUUUGAUAAUUGAGGCUUUUGUUUUCUAUCACGUUCCAACACGGUUUUUUGUGACACAAAACGUAGAAUAUCAGAUUAUCUAUUAGAUGUUUUUAAUUUAAAAAAGUAACAGAUGAAAAAAAAA